AUGGAAUUAGUUGAAUUCUAUAAGCAAAAAGUACCUCUUUUAGCUGAUAUACUGAACUACUACAAUAAGUCAGAGCAAUACAACUUAAUCAAGUAUCUUUCAGUUAUAGGAUUAAAUAAUGUAUUAGAUACUCUACCUCAAGCAGUUUGGUCUUAGGCGCAAAAGAAUGGAACAUUCAGUAAAUUAUUUAGUGAUGAAGCAAAGAAAUAAGCAAAGAAAGCAGCUGAAAGUAAAGCUAGAGAUAAGCAAAGCCAACCCAAUUAAAAUUAGCGCAUUCCAUAAUCAAUUGAUGAUUUUUAAAGUUAAAAUUAUAGAAAUGAACCUAUUGAGAUUUUAGAAGAUCCUUUAGAAUUACUGAAUUAGCCUUUUCCAUCAACAAAUUUGAGAAAUAUUCAAAAUAAUUUUUAAAACAUAGCAUCUUCAUCUGAAAAUCAAGCUCAUUUAGGUCCUAAGUAAGGAGUGUAUCAAAACUAUUUGUCUCCUUAACAUGGAAUUAAUAAAUCUGUCAAAUCAUCUUACGAAUAAUUAGAAUUGUAGCACGAAAUAAAAUAUUUAAAAGAAAAGUUAGAGUAGCUAAACAAUAAAAUCAGUAUUGAAAACUCCAAAAGAAAUUAAAGUGAUUGUUACGAAGAUAACUAUUAUGACAAUACCAAUUAAAACAGGAGAGAUGAUGUUGAGCUAGAUAACUAUUACAAUUAGCAAGUAAGAUAACCAACAAAGUAGUUAAGAAGUAGUAAGCAAAGAUAUUAAUCUCCUUCUUCUAAAAAUCAAAUAGCACAAAAAAUAACUUAAUCACCACCUCCAGAUAUCAAAUAAGUUCUUAAAAGCAGAUCUCCUUAGCAUCAUAGAUAAAAACCACCUCAUUUAGAUGAUAAUUAAAUUAAGUAGAUCUUGCAAAGAGAUGUUUAGCAAGGAAAUAACUAUGGGGGUUCUUAUGGUAAAUCCUCAAACUAUAAGCCAAGUGGAGUAACAAACAGUAAAAAAGCACUAAAAAAACUAAAUAAUCCUAAUGAUUUUAGGUCUCCUUCUUCAUAAAAUUAAUCUAAUAGGGAUUUAUUAAUAGUUCAGUAAAAAUUAUUUAGUAGCGAUGCAUUCAAUCAUCUGUAAUUUUAAGGCUCUAACAAUUAAUCAUUAGGCCAGUAACAAGCAUCGAUUCCAAGAUAGCAAUUAAAUCCAUAAUAAAAAAAUUAAUAAUAAGGUACAGCAAUAUGGCAAGCAAAAGGCAAUAACAGUAGUGACUCUAAGAAUAAAAUUAGUCCAAAUUAAUAGAACUUAAAUUAACAAAAGGCUACUAAAGUUAAUCCUCAUCAAAGAUAAAAAGACUAUUAUCAAAGCGUUGCUUAUCGCUCUAAAGAAGAAAAUAAAGUUCAUACUCUUCCAAAAAGCUUGAAGAAUGUUACUUCAAAGAUAAAAGAUGAAAUCCAAAAACAUAAGGAAUAAUACAGACACAGUAAAGAAGAAGGAAGAGCAGGAGUUUUUGAUUAAUUUGAUUAGUAGGAUGCCUAAGAUUAAGGAUAUUAAUAUGAAGAUUAAAAUGAAUAUAACUAAUAUUAAGAUUAAUAAUAAUAAUAGCAAUUUUAAGGUUAAAACUAAAUUAAAAAUUAGCAACAAAAUUUUAAUCGUGACCCAAAUAUUUUAUAACAAAAUUAGCUUUAUUAACAGGAACAAAUAUAAUAAAUAUAGUAGCAAAUACCAUUGUAGCAAUAACAGCUGCCAUUACAACAAUAAAAUCAUUAAUAUUAGUAAAUUUCUGGAUAGUAUGCAAUAAAUUAUGAUAUUGAUCCCACUUAAGUCUAAAGUCAUUAAGUAAGGCAUCAUGGAAGUACAGAGACAUAUCCUAAUGAGUUAGUUUAAUACUUAUCUGUUGAUUCUCGUUAAACUUAAUCUAAUGAUUUUAAUGAAUUUUAAUAGAAUCAAAAGUCGCCAGUUGUGCAAAUGUAGCAGUAAAGAUAACAAGGAUUCAAUUUUUAAAAUUAAAUUUCACCAAAUGGAACAUAAGAUCCUUAGUAUUUAAUGCAUAUGAUGCAAUAGAAUUAAUAACUAAAUCCUAAUUUAAUUUCUUCUUAAAUCAGCUUACAAUAAUAGUAAUAAUAAUAUCAACAUCCGUAACCUUAGUCUAAUUUAGAAUAAUAUCAGAAAUCUUAUAAUAAUAACAAUUUUGGAGAAAGUCUAUAUUAAUCGUUAGAAAAAAAAAACAGAAAUUUCAAUUAAUUAAAUCCAUAUAUUUAAGGGUCAACUCAAUUCAAUCAUACACCUCAAUAAUCAGGUACUCAUUAAAAUUAAGGCUCAUACCCAUAAUCCUAAUAUAAUACCUAUAACAGCAAUCCUUAGGCUUCACAAAACUUUAGAUAAUCAUAAAAUAAUUAACUGCAAUAGACUCAUUAAAAUCCUGUAGAAUUUGCCAAUAGCUUCCUUUCAUCACCCUUAAUAAAGCAUCUUAACAGUGAUCAGAAUUUGUUUACUAGUAAUAACAUACAAGCAUUAGCUAUGAAUAAUUAUAAUCCAUACUUGAACACUAGUAAUACUAUUUUAACAUCUUAAAACAGAGAUGGAAAGUAAUCAAAAUUGUUUGGUGAAACAGGUAACAUUAAUUAAGGUUAACUUUAUUCUAUGAGCCCAUAAAUGAAUAAUUUCUCUCCUCCUGGAUAUGAUUAAAAAUAAUCAUAAAUAAUAGGUUCUAAUAGCAUAUACAUUUAAAAUUAAGCUCAAGGAAUCAACCAAGGAAUGCCUAACUAAUAUUAAAUAAAUAAUAAUAGUCAAAAUACAGACAAUAAUAGCAGCAACAAUAACAUAUUAUAGUCAAACAAUGAAAAUUUGGUUCAUUCAUGGGUUAAAGGUAGCAGCAGUGGGCAUAGUAAUACUGCAAAUAAUAUUUAAAAUCCUAUUGGCAAUACUAGCAAUUCAUCAAAUAGACAUUAAUUAAAAGCUGGUUCAACAGGAUCUAAUCCUUUGAUAGGAUCGUAAUUGACUGUAAGUAAAAAUAUCGAAAGCUAAAGUCCAGGAAAAGGAGCAAUUGAAGAUGAAAUUUAAAAUGUUGCAAGCCCUUAGUUUAUGAAUAAUAAUCCAGUAGAAUAAAGUGUAAACACUUUUGGAAAUUAAGAUGACCAAGACUUAGCUUAAAAUAUAAAUUCAUAUAGAUUAUAAGAUGACUAGCCAAAAUAUUUUAUUGGAGAAAAAAAGGGAUCUCUUAAGUAAAAAGAUCAGUAGGUUUAAAACAACCCAGUAAAAGAAGGGGCUUCAAGAAAAGGUUCAUAAACUUCAGAUUAAAAUCAGAAUAUAUCUCCUUAAGCUGUACCUUAGUCUUAUUAAUAGAGGUAAAAUGCUACUAUAAUUGACUAGCAGCAAGAAGUUUAUUCAGAAGAAGAACCAGAUGAUGAUUAACACGAUGUAAAAAGAUCAUCUUAGAAUGGAUAUAUGAAACAAAGUGACUCUUAAACAGCAAAAUUUAGAGAAAAAUUCGAGAAUGAAGAUGACGAUUUUAAUGAUUAAAAUUAAAAUAUAAAAUACAAGCAAUCCUAAAUUUAAAAUUAAGGUAUCAGUUCAUCAAGUGAAGAAAAUUAAUAAAAUAACAACGAAGAUGGGGAAUAAUUUAAUAAAUCAGAAGAAGAUAAUUACUAGAAUAAAUAAGAAGACUUUGAAAGUAAUCAGUAGGAAUAUUAAGAUGAUGAAAAUUAAGAAGAGGUAAAUGAUAACUAAAAAAUAGAUGAUAAUUAAGAUAACUAUGAUGAAGAAAAUGAUAACGAACAUAAUUAAGAUGAAAAUUCCAACUUAUCAGGAGAAGAGGCUUAAUAUGCUGAAUAAGAAGAAGAAGAAGAAAAUGAUGAAAACGAUGAAGAAGAGGAAGAUUAAGAUGAAAGCAAUUAGUGA
Molecule: messenger RNA, 3867 nt
Organism: Tetrahymena thermophila SB210
Lineage: Eukaryota; Ciliophora; Oligohymenophorea; Hymenostomatida; Tetrahymenidae
Exons: 7
Source: RefSeq, a predicted model, not a curated record